GAAGAAGAAGACACACUCCCGUCACCAACUUCCAAAAUGGCUGCGAACGCUAACAACACGGCUUCCCAACCUGGUAGCAGUGGCGGGGGAAAACAGUCCAGCCCCUCCGCCGAACAGGUGGUGGCAACAUUUCAGAGGAUGCGUCAGGAGCAACGCAACAUGGCCUCUAAAGCAGCCGAGUUAGAGAUGGAAUCGAAUGAACACAGCCUAGUCAUUGAGACCCUGAAGGGCGUGGAUCCAUCCCGGAAAUGCUUCCGUCUUGUUGGCGGCGUGUUGGUGGAGAGGACAGUGAAAGAAGUUAUGCCGGCAUUGCAGAGCAACAAGGAGCAGCUCUCCAAAAUAAUUGAGUCCAUCAACACCAAGAUGCAGGAGAAGGGGCGUGAACUCACAGAGUACAGAGAACGCUACAACAUUCGCCUGGUGGGCGAGGGAGAUGCGCAAGGCCAGUCGACGGCAUCCUCCAAAGAUAGUGAAGGAGGCGGCGGAGCUGGUGUUUUGGUUUCAUAGGGUUGUGAGGUGCCGCAGCCUAUCCCAGCUGACUUUGGGCAAAAGGCGGACUACACCCUGGAUUGGUCAGCAUUCAGUCGCAGGGCACGGAGAAACGAACAACCGUCUCACUCGCAUUCACACUUUCAUUGAGUGGGAAAUGAAGCCACGCUGCCUGUACCAAAGUCAGGCAAAUGUACUGCAUAGUAAAGGGUAAAUGUAUUGUGUAAAAAAAAAGAAAUUCACUUUUUUGAUGGUUAAACACACUGCAGGUUAAAUUGACCCCGUUAAUAUUUUUUAAAAUGAGAAAAACGGUUUUUUUUUAACUUUCUUUUUUUUGGGGGG
Molecule: messenger RNA, 831 nt
Organism: Phycodurus eques (leafy seadragon)
Lineage: Eukaryota; Metazoa; Chordata; Actinopteri; Syngnathiformes; Syngnathidae
Product: prefoldin subunit 2-like
Exons: 2
Coding region: 37-507 (156 amino acids)
Biological process (GO): protein folding
Cellular component (GO): prefoldin complex; cytoplasm
Molecular function (GO): protein folding chaperone
Source: RefSeq, a predicted model, not a curated record